GAAAGAGACGCGCGCAUCGCCGCAGAAAUCCACGCGAGAAAAAAAACUUACGCAAUUUUUUUCCAACGAAAUUUUCUAACUCUCAUGUGUGAAUAUGAUUAAGUUUAGUGCGCAUCAAAAUGUUUACGUAACCUCGUUAUAACAGUUAACGCGAUAACCGUAAUCUUCAAUUAAAAGUUUUUUAGAAAUGAUAUUUUGAAAAUUUAAAAUGGCGGGUUUUAGAGUUUUAUCGAUAGCGUUUUUCAUUGUGACCAUUGCAUCUUUUGUGUUAACCGAAGAUGAUUUGAAAGACUUUGAGUUUUCUGAUCCUGAGGAGAUGAUGCUCGCGACGGAAUCCCGACAUUACCAGACGGUAGUGAAGCCUCCAGUGCGGAUUAUCAAGCCGACCGGGGUGACAAAUUCCCAUCGCCCUCAGUACAACAUCGACUCUUUGGAGGAGGACUUUGGUAAUAGUGACUUAGAGGACUUCUUUGGAGCGACGACGAAGAGAUCCAUCCUAGAUUAUAAGUCACAAAAGAUGAGGUCGAAGGAAGGUAUGAUCAAGGAUGCGGUUCUACGGGCGCUGGAGAGGAAGGACCACGUGGGCAAGUUCGCGCAGAUCCUGCCAAUCAUCAGGGCGAUGUCGGGCAACCAACGAGUUGCACUUGCGUCGCUCGUGGCCAGUCAGGUCAGCACGCCGCCCGGCAGAGCUCCAUUAAACUUGGCACAGGUGAGAUCAAUGUUCGGUAACAACGACAACACGACAUCAGACCUGAUGCUCCCAAUACUCCUGGACAUGGCGAAUCUCAUCCGCCGCGCAGUCAGAUCUGGCAAGGAGCAGAGAGAAGUCAAACAGCCACUGACACUCCCCCAAGCACAACUCCUUCGCCGCUCAUUCAAUGAAGACACUUACUUAGACGACGAACCAUUCGAAGUCGGAGUAAAAGCUGAACCAACAACCACAAAAGCACCUAGAACUCGUAGGAUACCACCAAGAAAUCCCUACAUAAGAAACAGAACACUAGAUAGAAAGACUGAAACAAAUAUAACAGAUAAGACAGAUCACAACAGAACUGACUCUACACCCGACACUGAAGCCAUUAUUAACACCAACGAAAACACAGUUGAGAGUGACAAGAACCUAACCAAAUCAUUCUCUUCGUUAUCAACGAGCACAACAGAAGUGGUGACAACAAUGAAAGCUAAAGCAGUGACUCCGAAGGUUCCUGACAACUCGUCACUAGACCUGGCAGCAGACGCCACCAAUCAAACCUUGGCUCAAGAUCUUCCUGUUGCUGAGAAGUUGCGGGCCUUUAAUAGAUUCAUUGAUCGGAAAGGAAACCUGAUACGUCGAGGGACUUACCCUCCGAAGCCAUCACCAGCUCUGCGGCGCUCCACCCCAGAGCCGACCGUCAGCCCCAUCUCCCGGCGACGCCCCCCUCCAGCCAGGAAGCUGCCUGCCCCGGCCGCGGACCAGGGCAAGUGUGAACUAUUCACCAACACCCUGUGCUUGCAUUCUGACGAUUAUCCUACGGAAGCCAUAAUCCAAUCAAUCAGGCGUAACAAGGCAGCAGCGGGAGCCCUGCUGGCUGAUUUCAAGGACCCCGGGGAAGGUGCUCUAGACGGAGUUACGGCGGCGCAGGAGGCCAAGUACACUGCUGAUCACUACUUGACUUCUAAUAGGCGAGGCGACACUGCCAACCGAGAUUUUGCCAGUGCAGGAGAAGCAGGGUUCAUGUGCCCAAGUACGGUGAAGUACGCAAGACCACAAAGAGCAAGGGCGACCUCAGGACAGUGGAAGUAUAUCGUGAAUACCGGAGAACACACGCAGACGCUAAGACUAGAGAAGUGCUUGAAACCUAAGGAAUCUUGUACCUACCUGACCGACAAUUUCCGAUCGAAAUGCGUUCAAGUAUACAAUUACCACCGUUUGCUUACUUGGGAUCAACAGAAUGGGCUUCACAUGGACAUAUUCAAAGUUCCAACAUGUUGCUCCUGUCACAUUGAAGGUUACAGUGUCUCUUUCCCUCCUCUUGGCCACAGAGUGCACGAAACUUCAAAUGAACAAUUCCCCGGAGAAGAUCUUUCAGCUGAACAUGGAAACCAAGCUUUCGAACAAGUGCAGUCAUCAGUUCAUCGACCAACAAAAUCACCACCAUUCACUCAUAAGAAACCUUUAGACUCAUUCCCACCAUUCACUGAUGGGCAUAAUUUAAUAGCGGGAUCACCAUUUGUUAAUAAAUUAAAUGAUAAUGACGACACCGGUAAUUUACCACCUACAAACCCAAUGGAUUCAUAUGGUAAUACUUACUUCCCUGAUUCAUUCAACCAGGCUAGUAAUAUAAGAAACGUAAAGAGGCCUUUGUCCAGGAAUCCCAUAGCGCAAGCUUCACAAAACUUUGAUCAAGUAACACUUCCAAGUUAUCUGGAACCACCCACACCGUCUGCGCCAGCAUUUUCAUUCGCCAAAGAUAGCAAGUUUAAACAUGGAAGUAAUUUUAAAAGAGGAACUAGACCUAAUCGUCGGCCAAUCAGGAAGAAGAUUGGUGGUCCAGAACCGGAUUUGACGAUAGCAGGUUCAUCAGCUGUUGAAAAUCUAGAGACUAUGGAAGACUUCAAUGACGAUUUAGAAGAAGCAGAAGUUGUAAAAACUAACGUUAACGUCAGUCCUGUUAAAAGAGCGACUAUUUCUCCAAAACUUCAUUCAGUAACUACAGAAAAACCAUCUACUACAUCAAAGCCUGACCAAAAAACAUAUAAAGAAAGCAUUUCAACUAAUGGCAAAAGGGUGAAUUACAAUUAUCAUCCUAUUAUUGAUUUCUUUGAAGAAGAUGGGAAAGAAGAAGAUGAAUCUAUAUAUAGAGAAGACACUAUAACUGCCUUUGUACCUUCGCCUGAAUCCGAAUGGAAACCUAUUAAUCACCCACCUUCAAGAAAUAUACAAACUUCAAACUUAGUCGGAAGAAAGAAACACAAGUAAGCUUCUUUAAGAUUAUUAAUAGUGAAUGCAUUAGACUAAAAACUAUCAUACACACAUACUCGUUAUGUAGAUAAACAUUAUUUUAAGAAACCAUGUAGCUAGUAAUAAUUAAUUUUAUUUAAAUGUUAUUUAAGUUCUCUUUGCAAAUCGCAAACGUGUAGCUUUAAGUAGAGAUGCAAUAUUUAUUUCAACGAAACCAAAUCAAAAUUGCAAUUUAAUUUAAUAUUUAUGAUAAAUUAUUUCUAACUUAAUGUCAUAAUAAAUAUUAUUUAUAAAUAAAAAGGUAUUCCCAUGUAGCUCAACGAUGGAAUAUGUUAUAGAUUUAAGAUUGUGAAAGACUUGCCAGAAAAUAAACUUUGUGAAUU
Messenger RNA from Pectinophora gossypiella (pink bollworm), 3324 nucleotides. It is a transcript of the gene NT1, whose product is annotated as neurotrophin 1. Gene Ontology annotation, biological process: innate immune response; regulation of Toll signaling pathway; central nervous system formation. The transcript is spliced from 8 exons. Gene Ontology annotation, molecular function: Toll binding; growth factor activity. The record is from RefSeq and is a predicted model, not a curated record. Lineage: Eukaryota; Metazoa; Arthropoda; Insecta; Lepidoptera; Gelechiidae. Gene Ontology annotation, cellular component: extracellular region. Bases 209 to 2959 code for a protein of 916 amino acids.